Messenger RNA from Paracoccidioides lutzii Pb01, 453 nucleotides. RefSeq lists its product as hypothetical. The record is from RefSeq and is a predicted model, not a curated record. The coding region runs from base 1 to 453 and encodes 150 amino acids. The transcript is spliced from 4 exons.
AUGAAGGAAGCUGGGAAGCCGCAAAGGAAGGCUGUGGUUGACCACUACUGGGUCAAAGCUGCUGUCUCCUCUUUCGACUCAUCGUCCACGGUCAUGGCCAAAAGGCACCACGCACCCGCUCUCAACUCAAGUUGGUGCACUCCCUUCACCCUUAGGUUGCCCCUGCGCACAGAUCUCCUCGGUGCCUUUGCUGAAGGAACAAGCUCAGACAACGUGCAAUCCAUUUCUUAUUCUAGAGUUCUGCUAAAAGCUAGAAGUACUUCCACACCAGGCGUUGGCAAGAACUGUGGCCCAAACUCCGCCAAGAAGACUGCAGGGGAUAAUUCAAAGGUGAUCUUCGCGCGAGAUUCACGUGAGCUUCAGGUGAAGCUACCGGAUGUAAAAGCGGCCGGGAGGCUAAGCCGCGUCUGGGAAGGUGGCUCGUGCGCGGUACCGCCGCGAUACCGUCGUUGA